GUACUUCCACUUUGUAUGCAAACAUAAACCAGUUGUUAAAUCACUGCUGAUCUUACCCGACAUGUCACAUGACUGGUUACAUUAAUACUUUGUUUGGUGGUGAUAUAAACUUGCCAACAAACUUCAAGUUGAUAUUUAUUUUACUCUGUUUAGCUGAAUAUUACGUGUUGAUAGACAUUGGACAAUAUAGGUAGAUUGGUGUGUUUUGUGUGUGUUUAAAGUCAUUUAGCCUAGAUACCGUAUUAUUUGAGUUAAAUCAAAGAUAUUGUGAACAAAAGCUUCAGUGGUCAACAAAAUGGCAACUUUUUCGAAAACCACCAUUGAAAAAGGAUCUGACAUUGUCCAAGACUUCUUGUGUUCGACCUGCGAAGACGAGAAAAGGCAAGAAUCGGCUGAUUUCUAUUGCGAAUCUUGCGUGAAGUUUUACUGCCAAAAAUGUAUCCACUUGCACGGCCAGCUGUUUAAAAAACAUUCCCCUCAUGGAAGGAGUGAUAUGAAGGAAUGGCCUGUUUCUAAGAAGGUGGAAGAUUUCCUUUAUAAAUGUGAUGUUCAUAAGGAAGAAAACUUGGCAAUGUUUUGCAAAGACCAUAACCUGCUGUGCUGCAAUAAUUGUGCUUUCCUUAAUCACAGGCAAUGCAAAAUGGUGGUGCUGCUAUCAGACUUGGUAAAAAAUACCUCCACAGACCUAAAAAAAGUAUCAAGUACUAUCCAAACUACUCUGGCAGAACUGAAGAAGCUUCAAGACAGUCAGGAGGCUGCCAUGAAGUCUAUGCAAAUUUCAUAUGAUGAGCAGUUACAGAAGAUACAGGAAACUCGGCAAAAAAUUCUUUCAGCCUUAGACAUGCUUGAAAAGAGGACACUGCAGGAAAUGAAAUAUGCACUGACCAAACUGCAAACCUCUCUAAAAAGUAAUGUUGACAAAUUUUCCACUUUUCGAGAUGAAUUAAAACAAUUUGGAGAUGCCAUACAGGACAUACAUGAUAAAGGCAAGCAGGAACUAUCUCUUAUAGCCAGUAUUAAAUGUCAGGACAAAAUACAGCAGUUUAAAAUGGAGAACUUUGUUCAAUUGAAAUCGUCAAUAACUUUCCAACCUAAUAGGGAAAUUGUUCAGUACCUUUCCAAGUUGUCAGGUAUUGGAAGGAUUAAACAUUGGAACGUGACAGACCUAGAAAUAAAGAUUAACGGAAUGUCUGAGUAUGAUGUCCUUUCAAAACAAGAGUCAAAAUGCAGUAUCAGAGGCAUGUAUGUUCUACCUAGUGGACAGGUCCUGGUUGUAGACACCGGUAAUAAUAGUGUCAAGCUGUUAAACCAGCAGUACCAGAUGGUGAGUGACUGUAGUGUACCUGGUGAGCCAAAGUGCAUAUGUCAGUUCACACCCAGUGAGGUUGGUGUUACUGUCGGUUCAGACUCAGAGGUCCAGUUUAUCAAAGUCAACAACAACCAGCUGGUGAAAGGCAGAAAGCUCAAGUUUAAACAUUACUGUUAUGGUAUUGCUUACGACAAGGGAGACCUGUUUUUAACCUCUGGUAGUGCACUGUACAAGUACUCGCUGGAUGGUAAACUAGUCAGCAAACUUCACGGUGAUGAUACCCCAAAUGAAAGUACAGGUGAUUGGACAGUAGCGUUCUGUGCAUUGAGCCCGACAGGUGACAAGUUGUAUAUCACAAACUCUGUAUUGCACCAGCUCCUUACCCUUACCAGGGAUGGAUCAGUCCUUUCCAUCUUCAAUGACCCUGAAUUAGCAUGGCCUAUGUGUGUACAUGUGACACCUAAAGGCCAGGUACUGGUAUGUGGAACGAAAUCCAACACUAUCCUACAAAUUGACAGUACGGGAAAGCAUAAGCUGUCCACUCUGGCUACACGGAGGGAUGGGCUUCGGGGUCCAAAGUCAGUGUUCUAUAGCAGCAACACUGACUCCAUUAUUGUGGGGCAGGAUGGUGACAAGAUCCUUGUGUACAAAGUGAAAUAGCUUAUCAUUCUUGUAUCUGAUGUGUGUAAUAAUCAGUGAUCCAAAUAACAAUAAAUGUAGCUGAUAGUCAAAUAGUACUAUGUUACAAUGCAAUAAUCUUUUUUGAAAUAUGGUAUAUGUGCAGUAAUAAGUGAUUUAAUGACAAAAGCUGUUUAUGAAAUAGUUUUAUGUUAGAGUGCAAGAAUGUUUUUGAAAUGUUGGUACUUCUAUUUUUUUUCUUAAAAUAAUGUUAUCCCUCAUGAUAUUUUUAGAAUGUGAUUUAUUAGAUUUGUAACAAUUAGUUGAUUGAUUAAUUUAUUUCUCUUUAAGAAUCUCCCAUAAAAUAUAGUCUAUGAACAACUUAUUAAUCAAUAGUAAUUAAGCCAAUAUUUUGUCAUUAAUGCAUAGUCUUUACAUUAACAUACAUUGUAAAUGCUUUAUCUUUUUAGCUCACCUGAGCACAAUGUGCUUAUGGUGAGCUUUUGUGAUCUCCUUUUGUCCGUCGUCUGUUGUGCGGCGUCAACAUUUGCCUUGUUAACACUCUAGAGGCCACAUUUAUUGUCCAAUCUUCAUGAAAUUUGGUCAGAAGAUUGGUCUCAAUAGUAUCUUGGAUGAGUUCAUAAAUGGUUACGUUUGCUCGAAAAACAUGGCUGCCAAGGGGCGGGGCAUUUUUCCUUGUAUGGCUCUAUAUGGCUAUAGAAAAAUCUUGUAAGCACUCUAGAGGCCACAUUUAUUGUCUGAUCUUCAUGAAACUUGGUCAGAAGAUUGGUCUUAAUGAUAUCUUAGAUGAGUUCGAAAAUGGUUUUGGUUGCUUGAAAAACAUGGCCACCAAGGGGCGGGGCAUUUUUCCUUAUAUGGCUAUAGGCUAUAGUAAAAUCUUGUUAAUACUCUAGAGGCCAUAUUUAUUGUCCGAUCUUCAUGAAAUUCGGUCAAAAGAUUCAUCCCAAUAAUAUCUUGGACGAGUUAAAAAAUGGUGCCGGUUGGUUGAACAACAUGGCUGCCAGGGGGCAGGCAUUUUUCUUAAUAUAGCUAUAGUAAAACCUUGUUAGCACUCUAGAGGCCACAUUUAUUUUCCGAUCUUCAUGAAACUUGGUCAGAAGAUUUGUCCCAAUUAUAUCUUGGAUUAGUUCGAAAAUGGAUUUGGUUUGGAUCCUAAUGAUAUCUUGGAUGAGUUUCAAAAUGGUUUUGGUUGCUUUAAAAACAUGGCCACCAGGGGGCGGGGCAUUUUUCCUUAUAUGGCUUUAUAUGACAUUAGUAAAAACCUUGUUAACACUCUAGAGGCCACAUUUAUUGUCCAAUCUUCAUGAAAUUUGGUCAGAAGAUUGGUUUCAAUGAUAUAUUGGAUGAGUGUGAAAAUGGUUCUGUUGGCUUGAAAAACAUGGCUGCAAAGGGGCGAGGCAUUUUCCAUAUAUGGCUAUAGUGAAAUCUUGUUAACACUCUAGAGGCCACAUUUAUUGUCCGAUCUUCAUGAAACUUGGUAAAAAGAUUAAUCCCAAUAAUAUCACGGACAAGUUAAAAAAUGAUGCCGGUUGGUUGAAAAAUAUGGCCGGUUGGUUGAAAAAUAUGGCUGCCUGAGGGCGGGGCAUUUUUCCUUAUAUGGCUAUAGUAAAACCUUGCUAACACUCUAGAGGCCACAUUUAUUUUCCGAUCUUCAUGAAACUUGGUCAGAAGAUUUGUCCCAAUUAUAUCUUGGAUUAGUUCGAAAAUGGAUUUGGUUGCUUUAAAACAUGGCCACAAGGGGGCGGGGCAUUUUUCCUAAUAUGGCUAUAUAUUGCUUUAAUAAAACCUUAUUAACACUCGAGAGGCCACAUUUAUUGUCCGAUCAUCAUGAAACUUGGUCACAAGAUUUGUCCCAAUAAUAUCUUGGACAAGUUCGAAAAUGGUUCCUGUUGCUUGAAAAACGUGUUCACCAGAGGGCGGGGCAUAUUUCCUUAUAUGGCUUUAUGAAUCUUUAUGAAACUUUGUCAGAAUAUUUGUUUCAAUGGUAUCUUGGAUGUGUAUGAAAAUGAUUCUAGUCUGUUAAAAAAUAUGUUUGCCAGGGUUUUCACUAGUCAUGAAAGUUGGUAAGAAAUUUUGUUCUAAUGACAUCUUGGGCUGCACAGAACAGGUCAGUUCCUUUGAAUCUCAGGUGAGCGACUUUGGGCCUUUCAGGCCCUCUUGUUUUACAGUGUGUAUGAUUGUUACUUGGUAGUUGGCUUGCUUAUCAUUAUGUUGUACCAAGCACUUAGUUGAUACAUGAAGAAUAAUAGAUUACUGUCUGAUUGUUUUUAGCUCACCUGAGCAAAACAUGCUCAAGGUGAUCUUUUGGGAACACUUUUUGUCAAUCAUGCAUCGUCCAUAGUGUUGAUUGAUGCCUUCUUGAAUAGCCAUGUGAUGAUUGUGUAACAGGGUUACAGUUCCCUAGAAAUUGGCCCAAAUUUACUGGGUUCUCACAUCAAAGACCCUUUUCUUGAUGUCAGAUGGACAGCACUGACAAGACUUAUACAGUUUGCAGUCAUUCAGUAGUUUGUGUGUGAUUAUCAUAGAAUUGUGAUUUUUACAGGUUUAAUUGUUGUUUCAAUAUUAUCAUUACAAGGUGAGUCUGUAAAUGGUUCUGGUAGUUUAAAAAAAAACUUUGUUCAAAAUGUGAACAUUUGGGUUAUAAAAAACAACAACAAUCACAUUUUUAAGAAGCACAAAAACUGUUUGGUUUAAUCAAUUUCAUAAAUUAUAUAGGGGCGAUAAGAACAAUAGAAAAAUAUGUUAAAAAAUAUUGUGUACCCUGUCCCACUCAACACAUGAUUAAACCUUUUUUGCCCCUGUUAUUACAACUAAUAUUAAAAAAGGAUUCUGGUGCUAAAAGACUUUACAAUAUUGUAAAUAGAAACAAUGAAAAACCUAUAGUUAAAGUAAAAUGGGGUAUAAAACUCAAUACCAUAAUUAAUGAAAAUGAAUGGAAUUGUAUUUUUGAACUUCCCUUUUUAAUAACAUAUGAUGUAAAGGUUCAAUGGUUCCAAUACAGAAUAAUUCAUAGGAUUCUUGGAACAGUCUAUUGAACAAAAUGAAAAUAACUGAUGAUCCAUGUUCUUUUUGCAAACAAAGUGAGGAAAAUUUAAAACAUUUAUUCUGGGAACGUCAGAUUUCUAAAGCAUUAAUUAAUGAGAUAUUACCAGAACAACUAUUUCCUUUCAUGAAUAAGAAAACUUUUCUCCUUGGGUAUUUAACAAAGGCAGCUAGAGCCCUAAAUAUUGUUAUUUUGUUUAUUAAACUAUACUUAUACAAGUGUAAUAUAAGUAAAUUAAUUCAAAACAUUACAGGAGCCAAAAAAAUACAUAAAGUAUGAAUAUGAUAAUUUAAGAAAAACAGCAAUUUCAAAAAAUAAUUCAGAAUCCUUUGACAGUGAAUGGAAAUUGUUUACUACCAUUGUAGAGCAAACUUAGUAUUUAAAUUUUAUAUUUGCUAUAAUAAAUUGCUGUCUUGUUUACAACUUUGUAGAAAUACUAUGUUUUAAUUCAAAGAACCAAGUGGUAAUCUUAUAGGUAGGACCAAUGUGUCAUAAAUCACAAUUACAUGUACCUAUUUUUGUUUGUAUAUUCCUGUUAUCUUUUGAAUAUGCAAAUUCGUUUUGCUUGUUACAUUUAAUACACAUUUGUAUACAUUCUGGGAAAUGUUUUUAUUUAAGGUACCUAUUAUUGCUUUCUAUGCAAUUUUUUCAUCUGUAAAUGCAUAUCCUAUCUGCCUAUUACAAUUUAUAAAUAAUAUUACUUUAGUUAUGUAAACAUACUGGAAAAUGCCUUUUUUUACUUCUGUUCUUAUAAAAACUUUUUUUGUGUUUUUUUCCAACACAAAAUUACAUGAAAUUGUUUUUUUAUUUACAGCCAUUCCUCAGUUUGCUCUAAGUUUGUAAUCUUUAUAUGUCAGAGCAUAAUAUUUAGAGGAAAUGCAUAUGUUUUGUAAAAUUGGAUAUGUAAUCUCCAACAAAGAAAUACUGCCUGUGAUCUUGUUAUCAACAUAGUUUUAUUUACACUCUUAAAAGAAUAAUAUUAAGAGGAAAUGCUAACGUUUUGAAAAUAUUUCAAUUUGUAUAUUAUAUUGAAGUAUUUUUUUUCUUGUAAGGUAAACAUACACUAGAGAUUUUAUCCACUGUAUUAUGAUAAUAGCUUUGAAUGUCACUAUCUAUAUUUAUAUAGAUAACUUACGACUUUAGAUGUAUUGCAUAUAUGUUGUUUCUGUGUGUACGUGUUACCAGACAUGAAAUAAAAUGUGUUGGAAAAAAAAAAAAAUCUAAAAAAAAGUGUCAGAUGUUUGGUACCUGAAAAGAAGAUCAAUGUUGAAUUUCAAAUAGAAUCUAGAUAUUCUUAUACUCAUUUACUUCCUUAUAAUAUACUUUGAUAUAUGAUAACAAUCAACAUAUUGUGUUUAAUUAUGCAAAAACUAUUUAAUGAACACUCAAUCUAUUGAAAAAAUACAGUUGUUUUUGAUAUCUAAAGCUGUUCUUGCAAAAACAAUUCAUCCCGUAUAACAUCCUAAGAUGCUGAGAUGCUUAUCUAAUCAUCUCAAAGCUUGACUACAAUUUGUGAAAAAAAAGAAGUUCCAUUUUCGUUUGCUGAUUGUGCUCAAUAUUAAAUUACUGUCCCCGUAUCACUUAUCCAAAAUUUGUCGCAUUGGGAAGCAAAUAUAUAUUUUAAAAACUAUAAACAAACACAAAAUACCUCGUUUUAAUGCAUAUUUUUAUAUAUCUGCCAAAAAACACUAUUAUGUCAAUUGGGAAUAAUACAUCAAUUUGGGAAUAAAUUGUGUUUUAUCAAAAGUGCAUAAUAUGAAGUUUUAUAUGUUGCAUUUUUCUAGUUUUGCAAAUUAUAAUUAAAACAUAUACUUGCAUAUACAAUUGCAUCAUUUAAAUUGAUUUUACUUCAAAAAUGGAUUUAUUAAUUUAAAAAAAAACGUCAUGAAAUAAAACUGUAUCCAUGCCCCGCAUGGACACGGUUUAAAAAUACAUUUUAAAUGAUACAAAUUCAAUCACUGUUCAUGAAAAAGUCAUGGAAAAUUUCUUAUUAAGCUUAAAUUAUAGAUAAUAUAUUACAAAAAUAUAUGUAGAUCAUGAAAUGAAUAGUUUUGUUUGAGAAAAUCACCAAAAUGAUGUCCAUUCCCAGUUUUAAGUCUUAUUCCCAAUUCACAUAAUACAGUGUUCAAAACAAUAAACCCUUUCUUUUAACAAAACAAUGUCAACAACCCUUUCUUAAGGUAACUUGUACUCAGACGAGCGACCCCAGGGCCACCAUGGCUUUCUUAUUAUUAUCAAUACAUCGCUUUUUUUCUGCAUUAUAUUUCAGUUCUUUUAUUGUGGCUUUUACUUUUAAAUCAGUAAUUACAUUAAUUUAUGUAUAAUAAUCACAAAUAUUCUGUGUUUUUUUGUUCUUCAUGUGCAAAAUUAAAAUCGCGCUUAUACAAAACUA
Messenger RNA from Dreissena polymorpha, 7383 nucleotides. RefSeq lists its product as uncharacterized. Gene Ontology annotation, molecular function: protein binding; zinc ion binding; ubiquitin-protein transferase activity. Gene Ontology annotation, cellular component: nucleoplasm; chromatin. Gene Ontology annotation, biological process: positive regulation of DNA-templated transcription. The transcript is spliced from 3 exons. Lineage: Eukaryota; Metazoa; Mollusca; Bivalvia; Myida; Dreissenidae. The record is from RefSeq and is a predicted model, not a curated record. Bases 296 to 1969 code for a protein of 557 amino acids.